Molecule: messenger RNA, 1197 nt
Organism: Rotaria socialis
Lineage: Eukaryota; Metazoa; Rotifera; Eurotatoria; Philodinida; Philodinidae
Source: the annotation of a GenBank genome assembly
AUGUUUUCCAUUGGUUUACGACCAGAUCGACGUCGCCCAAGUCAAUUAAGAUUAAAUGAUUUUAUGCCAACACAAUUACCUGACGGAUCAUCGAAUCUACGAAAACUUCCAUCGACUUUCGAUCUAGAUACAACAUCCAUUGCUCCACCUAAUGAAAAAACAAAUGAAAAUGAAUCAAUACUUAUUCAGCAAAACAAUACAACAAAGACGCGUUGUUAUCUCGAACGAAAUCAGAUUUUAAAGUGGUAUGAUAGUUAUUCAAGCACUACAAAAUCAAUGAUUAGUGAUCCAGCGAAUAGAGCAUAUAUUUUAGCAACAGUACCCAUCUACGACGAAUGUCUACGAGAUAAUUAUGAAUUACAAGUCUGGCAAUCAUAUUUUAAAUUGGGUAUCGAGCAAAAGCAUUGGGCAAAAGAGGUCACUCAACGAACAAAAACAUGUUAUGAUGUUGUCAAUUGUCAGUUCAUACGAAAGAAAAUAAAUCAAUUAGUUGAUAAUAUUGUACAAGCAGAUGCUACUAUUUUCGAUGUUCAAGUUCAAUUGAUUCGCUAUUGGUCACAUCGAAACUCUGAAAAUCAUCAAACUAUCGAAAGCAUAGAAAAAAAAAUAUUGGAAUAUAUUUCACAAUGUACUCCAUAUGUCAAAAAGAUGUUUCAAGGUCGUAUUGAAUUAGCCAAAGUUGAAAUAGAAGAAUACAAGGCUUUGACAGAUUUCAAUCAAAUUGCUACUCCAGCACAAUUUAAUUUUCAUUUUGUAUUAGAAUCCAAAGUUAAGCAAUGUUCAAUGAAAAAUAAAAGUUUUGUUAUGGUAACCAAACGUGCUGAAUAUGAUCUUUUGCCAAAAUUUAUUGAAAAAAUGGAAUUCUCUUUUAAAAUUGAUGAAUCCGUGAUGAGUCAAGAGGACGUACAAGUGAUGUACGAUCAAGUGCGUAAAAUUACAAAAGAUUAUCGUACUCAAAUGAUGGCAUUAUAUGUACGAUCAUUAGCUCGAGCAUAUGAAUUACUAUCGAGUGAAAUAAAACGAACGGUUGAGCUGUUUCCACAAGACAAGGAUCAAGGAUUUGGUGCUACAGCUGGUCAUGUAGCAUUUAAACAUUAUCAUGAAUUACGUGAAAAACGGUUAAACUUAGAAGUUGAACAAUCACUUUAUUUCUUAGAAGAGAUACAACCAAUGAAGAUAAACUCAAUAACAUCUUGA